UGCUGCCAACAGAGAGCACUCGGUGCGGCUUCAGCAUGUCUCCCCCCGGCUCCACCGCCGCCGCCGCUCCAGCCUGGGGGGCCCAGAGCCCACCCUACUGACCGCGCCAGGGAUGCCAGACACUCGCCUAGGGGCUUUGCUACAAUAAUGGGGAUCAGGUAAUCUAACCCCCCAACAGCAGCGAGGAUCAGGGGGAGGUUACAGAGACCCCCACCACUGGAGAGAGACCCACAACUCCUUCAUCUCUGGAGAAAUAGGAGACUGCACCUCAUCAUUGGACACAAAGCCCCCAUCAUUCCUGGAGACAACCCCUCCAAUCGCAGGACAUCCUCACAACCUGUGGAGAAGAGCCCCCCUUAACUCAUUUGGCACCCCUCCAUCAUUGCUGGACACAUACACCCCUAGUACAGGGGACACCCCCUCCCACAAUCAUACUUGUAAGCACUCCCCCAAUUAUCACUGAACAAAGACCCCCCCCCCCCCCCAAUCCCUGAGGAGAGACCCCCUAGUUUUAUCAGGAAGGCACUCCCCCCAUUGAGGUAGAAUCCCCCUCAAUAACUGCAGACAGCCCCCACUUUACUUGAGACAGUCCAGGACCUGCACUAUAGAGAGAACCCUGAAAUUACUAGAGAUACCCCCUCCCCCCAGACACCCCUCCUUGCCUUCCCUAACUAAUAAGACUUAUUCCUUCAUCUGGGCUCCCAGCCCAUAGCUGGACACGGCCCCCCUGUCUGCGGACCACCCUGGACAGAGCUCUACGUCUCGGUAAGGACUCCCCAUCUCUGGUGGACGAGGCCUUCUUUAAAGGAUUAACCUGGAACCUUUAUUUCUGGUCGUAAAUGGUCAAUGAAAGCCGAAGGAUGUAUAUCCCCGAGGGAGACCACCAAGGCUCGAAUUAUACGAACCCACUCCCUGCGUUGGGCACCAUGAAUUCUACCCCUGGCCUGGCGACAGAGCACAUUGCAUCUCCAGGUGCUGCCCUCUCCUGGCAGGCUGCCAUUGAUGCUGCUCGUCAGGCUAAGUUAAUGGGCAGUACGGCCAAUGCCACAAUAUCCACGGUCAGUUCCACACAGAGGAAAAGACAACAAUACAGCAAGCAGAAAAAGCAAGGGGCCACAACGUCGACGAGACCGCCACGAGCAUUACUCUGUCUCACGCUGAAAAACCCAAUCCGCAGGGCUUGUAUCAGCAUCGUGGAGUGGAAACCCUUUGAAAUCAUAAUUUUACUCACUAUCUUUGCCAACUGCGUGGCCUUAGCUGUGUAUAUUCCCUUCCCGGAGGAUGACUCCAAUGCCACCAACUCCAACUUGGAGCGGGUAGAAUAUCUAUUCCUCAUCAUUUUCACAGUGGAAGCUUUUCUUAAAGUCAUUGCAUAUGGGCUGCUCUUUCAUCCCAACGCAUACCUCCGCAACGGCUGGAACUUGCUGGACUUCAUCAUUGUGGUAGUAGGGCUUUUCAGUGCAAUUUUAGAGCAAGCAACCAAGGCAGAUGGUGGCAGCGCCCUGGGAGGCAAAGGGGCAGGAUUCGAUGUGAAAGCGCUGCGAGCAUUUCGUGUCCUCAGACCCCUUAGACUGGUUUCCGGGGUACCUAGUCUUCAGGUGGUGCUGAAUUCUAUAAUUAAGGCCAUGGUUCCCCUGCUGCACAUUGCCCUGCUCGUCUUAUUUGUAAUUAUCAUCUAUGCUAUCAUCGGCCUGGAGCUGUUUAUGGGCAAAAUGCACAAAACCUGCUACUUCCUGACCAACAAAGAAGUUCCUGCAGAAGAGGAGCCGUCACCCUGCGCUCUCACUAGCAAUAAUGGUCGCCACUGUCCCAACGGGUCCGUGUGUGAGUCUGGGUGGGACGGACCAAAGCAUGGCAUUACCAAUUUCGACAACUUUGCAUUUGCCAUGCUCACUGUCUUCCAGUGCAUCACCAUGGAGGGAUGGACAGAUGUGUUAUACUGGAUGCAAGAUGCCAUGGGGUAUGAACUGCCGUGUGUUUACUUCGUCAGCCUCGUCAUCUUUGGAUCAUUUUUCGUACUGAACCUGGUUCUCGGUGUGCUGAGUGGGGAGUUUUCUAAGGAGAGGGAGAAGGCCAAGGCACGGGGCGACUUCCAGAAAUUGAGGGAGAAACAGCAACUGGAGGAAGACUUGAAAGGUUACCUGGACUGGAUCACCCAGGCUGAAGAUAUAGACCCUGAAAAUGAUGAUGAAGAUAUCGAUGAGGACAAACCUCGAAACAUGAGUAUGCCCACCAGCGAGACGGAGUCUGUAAAUACCGACCAUGUGGUUGGCGGAGAUGUGGAAGAAGAGAGCUGUGGAGUCCGGUUGGCACACAGGAUUUCCAAGUCUAAAUUUAGUCGUUAUUGGCGGCGAUGGAACAGGUUUUGCAGGAGAAAGUGCCGAGCAGCAGUGAAGUCAAAUGUAUUCUACUGGCUGGUGAUAUUCCUAGUGUUCCUGAACACACUCACCAUCGCCUCCGAGCACUACAAUCAGCCGGACUGGCUCACAGAGGUACAAGACACAGCAAACAAAGUCCUCUUGGCGCUUUUCACGGCUGAGAUGCUUCUGAAGAUGUACAGUCUCGGGCUCCAGGCUUACUUUGUAUCCCUCUUCAACCGAUUUGACUGCUUCAUUGUUUGUGGGGGGAUUCUGGAAACCAUACUGGUGGAGACCAAAAUCAUGUCCCCUCUUGGAAUCUCUGUCCUGCGAUGUGUGCGCCUUCUCAGGAUAUUCAAGAUCACCAGGUAUUGGAAUUCUUUGAGUAAUCUUGUUGCCUCGCUGCUGAAUUCGGUGCGCUCCAUAGCAUCUCUGUUGCUUCUUCUCUUCCUCUUCAUCAUCAUCUUCUCGUUGCUUGGGAUGCAACUUUUCGGGGGUAAAUUUAACUUUGAUGAGAUGCAAACUCGCAGGAGUACAUUCGACAACUUUCCUCAGGCGCUUCUGACUGUUUUCCAGAUCCUCACAGGAGAGGACUGGAAUUCUGUAAUGUACGAUGGGAUCAUGGCAUACGGUGGACCCUCAUUUCCUGGAAUGCUUGUCUGUAUAUAUUUCAUCAUCCUCUUCAUCUGCGGGAAUUAUAUCCUCCUAAAUGUCUUCUUGGCCAUUGCUGUUGAUAAUCUGGCUGAUGCCGAGAGUCUGACUUCAGCUCAGAAGGAGGAGGAGGAAGAGAAGGAGAGAAAGAAAUUGGCUCGAACGGCCAGCCCGGAGAAAAAGCAAGACAAUGACACCAUAGGAAAGUCACCUGUGCCAGCCCUGGAGGAGAACAAAGAAAAGAUAGAGCUGAAGGCAAUCACGGCAGAUGGAGAAUCUCCACCAGCAACCAAGAUCAACGUAGAGGAAUAUCCAUCUCAUGAGAACGAUGAGAAAUCUUCUUUCCCCGGCAGCAAUGACAACCCAGGUGAAGAGGAAGAGGAAGAACCUGAGAUGCCCGUUGGUCCUCGACCUCGUCCUCUUUCUGAAAUGCACAUCAAGGAAAAAGCAGUACCCAUGCCCGAGGCUACCGCAUUCUUCAUUUUCCGAACAGAUAACAAGUUCCGAAUCCAUUGCCACAAAAUUGUCAACAAUAACAUCUUCACUAACCUGAUCCUCUUCUUCAUCCUCCUGAGCAGCAUCUCGUUGGCCGCAGAAGACCCCGUACGGCACAAUUCCUUCAGGAAUCAAGUCCUCUUUUAUUUUGAUAUAGUUUUCACCAUCAUUUUCACCAUUGAGAUUGCUUUGAAGAUGACAGCAUACGGGGCAUUCUUGCACAAGGGAUCAUUCUGCAGGAAUUACUUUAACAUUCUGGACCUGCUAGUCGUCAGCGUCUCCCUCAUCUCAUUUGGAAUACAGUCGAGCGCUAUCAACGUAGUGAAGAUUUUGCGGGUUCUGCGAGUAUUAAGACCACUCAGGGCCAUUAAUAGAGCUAAAGGCCUCAAGCACGUGGUCCAGUGUGUGUUUGUGGCCAUCCGCACCAUCGGUAAUAUCGUGAUCGUUACCACUCUGCUGCAGUUCAUGUUUGCAUGCAUCGGGGUACAGCUGUUCAAGGGUAAGCUCUACAGUUGCUCAGACAGCUCGAAGAGUACAGAAGACGAGUGCAAAGGAAGGUACAUCACCUACAAGGAUGGCGAUGUGUCACAGCCAUUGAUUCUGGAUCGGAACUGGGAGAACAGUAAAUUUGACUUUGAUAACGUUCUAGAUGCCAUGAUGGCGCUUUUCACCGUCUCCACCUUUGAGGGCUGGCCAGAGCUGCUGUAUAGAGCCAUUGACUCCCACACUGAGGACAUAGGUCCCAUCUACAACCACCGAGUGGAGAUUUCCAUCUUUUUCAUCAUCUACAUCAUCAUAAUUGCCUUCUUCAUGAUGAACAUUUUCGUAGGUUUCGUCAUUGUCACAUUUCAAGAGCAAGGAGAACAAGAAUAUAAGAACUGUGAGCUGGACAAGAACCAGCGUCAGUGUGUGGAGUACGCCCUGAAGGCCCGUCCACUACGAAGGUACAUACCCAAGAACCAGUACCAGUAUAAAGUGUGGUAUGUGGUCAACUCCACCUACUUUGAGUAUCUGAUGUUCGUGCUGAUCCUGCUCAACACCAUCUGUCUGGCCAUGCAGCACUAUGGACAGAGCUGUUCUUUCAAGGAAGCCAUGAACAUCCUCAACAUGGUGUUCACCGGCCUCUUCACUGUGGAGAUGAUCCUGAAACUCAUUGCAUUUAAGCCAAAGGGUUAUUUUAGUGACCCUUGGAAUGUCUUUGAUUUUCUGAUCGUCAUUGGCAGCGUAGUAGACGUCAUUCUCAGCGAGACGAAUACAGGUGAACAUGCCCAAUGCCACAAUAUGCAGGGUGAGGAAAACUCGCGGAUCUCCAUCACCUUCUUCAGGCUUUUUCGUGUUAUGAGGCUGGUGAAGCUCCUCAGUCGUGGGGAGGGAAUCCGGACUCUUCUUUGGACGUUCAUCAAAUCUUUUCAGGCACUCCCGUAUGUGGCUCUCCUAAUUGUUAUGCUGUUUUUUAUCUACGCUGUUAUUGGUAUGCAGGUUUUCGGGAAGAUUGCACUAAACGACACCACACAUAUUAACCGGAAUAAUAAUUUCCAGACCUUUCCACAGGCCGUCCUGCUACUCUUCAGAUGUGCGACCGGUGAAGCCUGGCAGGAUAUCAUGUUAGCUUGUCUCCCCAACAAGAAGUGUGAGCCGGAAUCGGAGACUCACCAACCUGAAGAGGACUACUCCUGUGGCAGCAGUUUUGCAGUCUUCUAUUUCAUCAGCUUUUAUAUGCUCUGUGCUUUCCUGAUCAUCAACUUGUUUGUUGCAGUCAUUAUGGAUAAUUUUGACUAUCUGACGAGAGAUUGGUCCAUAUUGGGUCCUCAUCAUUUGGAUGAAUUCAAAAGGAUUUGGGCAGAGUAUGAUCCGGAGGCUAAGGGUCGAAUCAAGCACUUGGAUGUAGUAACACUGCUAAGACGGAUUCAGCCACCAUUAGGAUUUGGUAAACUGUGUCCGCAUCGCGUGGCAUGCAAGCGUUUAGUCGCCAUGAACAUGCCUUUGAACAGCGAUGGUACGGUCAUGUUUAAUGCAACGCUGUUUGCUUUAGUUCGGACUUCUCUAUGCAUUAAAACUGAUGGUAACCUAGAACAAGCUAAUGAAGAGCUCAGGGCUAUUGUUAAAAAGAUCUGGAAAAGAACCAGCAUGAAACUCCUGGAUCAGGUGGUGCCCCCUGCUGGAGACGAUGAAGUUACUGUUGGAAAGUUUUACGCCACAUUCCUGAUUCAGGAAUAUUUUCGGAAAUUCAAGAAACGCAAAGAGCAAGGGUUGGUAGGAAAACCUUCCCAGCGCAACGCUCUCUCGCUGCAGGCUGGGCUGCGCACGCUGCAUGAUAUCGGGCCUGAGAUUCGCAGAGCUAUUUCUGGAGACCUGACUGCAGAGGAAGAGCUGGACAAGGCCAUGAAGGAAGCCGUGUCUGCAGCGUCAGAGGACGACAUCUUCAGGAGAGCAGGAGGUUUGUUUGGGAAUCACGUCAGCUACUACCAAAGUGAAGUACGAAGUGCGUUCCCACAAACCUUCACCACACAACGACCGCUUCACAUCAACAAGACUUCUGGGGGUCCUGGGGACCUUGAUUCCCCAUCUCAUGAGAAGCUUGUAGACUCUAACUUUACUCCAAGUAGUUACUCAUCUUCUGGUUCCAAUGCCAACAUCAACAAUGCCAACAAUACAGCUUUGGUACGUCUUCCCAACCUGCUCCCAUACCAGAGCACCAUCAGCACUGUAGAAGGACAGAGCUGCCCAGUUCGUACUCGUGGAUCAUGGAAACUUGGUUCCAAGAGCUCAGUGUCCAGAGACAGUCGUCUGCCAAUCAUAUGUCGGGAGGAGGCAUCACAAGAUGAGACAUAUGAUGCCAGUGAAGAAGUGGAGUACAGUAGUGAGCCCAGUCUGCUUUGUUCUGACAUGUUUUCUGAUCGAGAUGAGGAGAGUCGUCAGUUGACACCAUCAGAAGGAGAGAUGGAGGGAGGGUUGUGUCCAUCUCCUAAGAGGAGCUUCCUGCGGUCAGCCUCACUAGGCAGGAGGGCAUCAUUCCAUUUGGAGUGUCUACGGAGGUACCGGAAUCAAGGAGGUGACACUUCACCUAAAGCUGUCCUGCCACAGCUGCAUCUGGUGCACCAUCAGGCAUUAGCAGUAGCUGGCCUCAGCCCUCUACUACGAAGGAGUCACUCGCCAACAGCAUUUUCACGCCUCUGCUCCACACCGCCUGCCACACCCUGCUCCCGAGGGUGGUCGCAACAGACUGUGCCAGCACUGAGGCUACAAGGAGAACCAGGGCCCAAAGACAGUUUAAACAGCAGCUUCCCUUCCGUGCACUGCAGCGACUGUAACCUCGGCCGAGACCGACCAGCCUCCCUCACAGUUCCUCGCCACUCGCGAGACCAGAGGCGGCAGCACCACGGCAGUGCAAGCAGUUUGGUGGAAGCGGUGCUGAUCUCGGAAGGUUUGGCGCAGUUUGCUCAGGAUCCCUGCUUCUUGCAGGUGGCAACACACGAGCUGGCAGAUGCCUGUGACAUGACGAUAGAGGAGAUGGAAUCCGCAGCUGACAGCUUCUUGAAUAGCAAUCCCAGCCCAAACGGGAAACUCUCACCUUUCACCAAACGCAGGGACCAGGGGCUGGACUACGCAGGGGUUGGGUCAGAUGAGCCUGGACACUCAGCGGGUUGUGCGAACAGCGAAGGCGACCAGGAGGACUGCCAAGUAUACAUAAGCAGCCAGUAGCCAGCAAGCCUCACAUAGACAAGAGCCGUAGUAAAUGCCAAUUUGUCAGAGGGUGGAUGUUGCAGGAGGAGUUUUGUGCUCCUUCUUCGGUUUCUUUCUCUUUUUUUCGGUGUUCCUAAUGAGUUUGUUUCAGAAGUGCCUCACUGUUCUCGUGACCUGGAGUGACCAGAACAGCGUUCUUCAUCCAUUUUAGUUGGGCCGGGAGGGGGGAGGGAAGACAUCCAGAGCUGACUUUAUUUCUACGUUAAGGGAUUGGAGGACCCGCUGGAAUCCUUUUGGGGGGUCACCUGGCAUCUUGGAUCCUUCAAAUUAAAAAUUUAAAGCUAAGGAUGGAUCUUCGGAGAAACCUUGAACACGCAGCUGAUCACAUGUUUGCCUGCUGUUUUUUUUUUUUUUUUAGCGUAAAAUACAUGAAUCCUCAAAGUUUUUCUCAAAAUGAAUUUGCAGAUGCAAACCGUUUUGAAGCUCCUGCUGCAUCAUCCAACAUUGUCUCUGCUGCUAAGAAAAAUGGUGUCAUCCAGCUAAUCCUUCCCUUUAAAUACAAUGUAUUUGGUGCAGCUGUCACGUUUCAGUGCCGUUCCUUACUGUUUUAUGAUUGGCUGUCCCUGCUGGAUGAUGCAGACGGAUCAUUUCAUAACAUUGGAGUUGAAAGGUUUUGGUGGAAACGUGAAGAGUAUAAAAGUUUGAAGGGUUGCCAUGUUUUUUUCGGUAUGGAAACAUCUACCUUUCACAUUUGUAUAUGGUUUCCACAGGGCAAACACCUUUAUUAAUAAUGAUUAAUGUAGACAGUGCCACCUGUCCGCAAAGAAGAUCCCUUACCAUUUCAGAACCUUGGGCCCAUUAGCUUAAGUUUUUGUAAUCAUGAGAAUAAGUUUCACAAAACAUUAAAGAGGUUUUUUGUGGCUUUGACUACAUUCUAACAUUCAGACAACCUGUGGAAGGAAGAUCGUUUCACCACUACUUACCAUUCCAUUGCGCCACCGAUUCUACAAUCUGAACUGUGCUCACGUGACUGCCUGAAUCUGGCAGUGUGCUCUUCCUCUGACUUCCGCUGUAUAAUGUAUAGGCAGUUGAACAGGGAGAUACAGGAGCAGAUCUGGUCAAGACAUUAUUAGAAGAGCCCAGAGUCAGGUGGUCACGUGAGCACAGCCCAGGUUGUGGAAUCGGCAGGGCAAUGGAUUGGUAAGUAGCGGUGAUAUGAUCGUCCACAGAUUGUCUGAAAGCUGGAAUUUAGUCAAAGCCCAGGCAGGAGAAACUCCUUUAACAACUGCCAACCCUUGAAGACAGUGGAUGUGCUAAUCUCUGGCAAAUUAACGCCAAUAUAUUUUUACACUAAUCAUUUUAUUAGCAAGAAGUUGGCAUUGUUAUUAAUAGCUGCUAAAAUGAGGAAUACUGUUAAAAAAAGAAAUAUUACUUUAUACACACACAUACACUAUAUAUAGAUAGAUAGAUAUUUUUUUCCUGGACAUUCAGGGAUGUUGUAUUGCUGAUAUAAAACACAUGACAGAUUUUGCAUGUUAAUUUAUGACGUCACCAUUUCAUUGCCAUCUCAUCGGGCAGCACUGUGGCAGAUGUCGAUUGCACAAUGUGGCACUGGGCUCAUAUUUUUUACAGAAUGUCAAAGAAUUUGGUGCCCAAAAUAGACCAAAUAACAAAGGUUCGGCUUUAGCAAAGGGGAUCGCACCUAGAUAUUACACAAAAUCAGCCCACUAUCGUCAAUAGACAGUGACCACUAGGGGCACUGUUCAUUGAUUACUUCCCCAAAUCCUAGGAGGCAUUCUGCAUAUUUAAGUCGGUUAUUAUGUGACACAAAUGCUUUCAUUGUUUACUGGGAGUUACACCUAACUAGAGGUAUUUUUAUACUCUUCCAUACCGUAUGGUGCCCUUUAGUAUAUAUAGUUUAUUAUAAAUUAUAAUAUAAUGAUUAUUCUCCAUACCAUCUGCAGUUAUAAAAUUAUAUAUUUUUUUAAUUUACAGAGUAAUAAGCACUCAUAUCCAUGAAGCCUUGGAUUUAGUGAGGUUUUAAUAUUGUCAGUGGAAAGUUGCAGCUACAACUUAAUAUAGAAAGUAUAUUUUCAGACUAUAAAAGAUAACAGAGGGGAGUGCCUUGUUCAGGAACACUUAAUGGACACCACAUAGUGGUGAUGUGGCAGGGGAACUAAACACUUGCUCAUGUGUUCCCCAGAAAAUUACUGCUGACUGCUAGGGGUCCCAGCAGUGGGGUCAGUAUCACUGAGAAACCCUUGCAAUCCUAAAAAAAAAGGGGAAAGUGCAAAAAGUGAACAUGCCCUUUAAUUGGACCCAUUACCAAUAUGCAAUGGCACCAAGUCUGUUGGUUUCCAUUUAUCUGAUGAGUGGUGUUAUUACUAUUGGUUUACAAACUGAGUGGAUGGGUUGCACGCAGGAUAUAUUAUCAUGUAUGCUUAAUA
This is a messenger RNA of Bufo bufo (common toad), 9634 nucleotides long. It is a transcript of the gene CACNA1C, whose product is annotated as calcium voltage-gated channel subunit alpha1 C. Gene Ontology annotation, cellular component: membrane; voltage-gated calcium channel complex. Bases 840 to 7205 code for a protein of 2121 amino acids. The record is from RefSeq and is a predicted model, not a curated record. Gene Ontology annotation, molecular function: high voltage-gated calcium channel activity. The transcript has 47 exons. Gene Ontology annotation, biological process: calcium ion import across plasma membrane. Lineage: Eukaryota; Metazoa; Chordata; Amphibia; Anura; Bufonidae.